AACCAACCAAUCUAAAACUAGAAACAAAAACAUAUAUAUGUAUAUAUUAAAUUGUCAAUUUGCAACAUUACAUUACACUAUAUAAAAGAUCUCCUCUUACCACACACUCUCUCUCUCCUCUCUCUCCAUCUCACUCUCCCACCAAACUCUAUGGAAACUCAGUCUCCUUCACCGCCAUCACCACCGUCGCCGCCGUCACCACCGUCGGCGACGUCGGCGCCGCCGCAGAGCUACGAACUGAAAACCUCAUCCAUCUCCUACGCGAAACCCCGAGCCGACCUCUCCCACAUUUUGCCAUUCCUCGUCCCUUUCAAGCAAUGCGCGGCAGAGCCACCCACUUACAUCCUCCGCAACAUCUAUCUCACCGCAUUUUCCGGCGAGAUCCUCGCCGUGGUCGGCCCAAGCGGCGCCGGAAAAUCAACCCUACUCGAUAUCCUCGCCGCGAGAACCUCUCCCACAGCCGGAUCCAUCCUCCUUAACUCUCUUCCCAUAAACCCUUCUUCUUACCGCAAGAUCUCUUCUUACGUUCCUCAGUACGACGCCUUCUUCCCUCUCCUCACCGUUUCCGAGACGUUUUUCUUCGCCGCACGUCUCUUGAUCACCGACCAAACCCAAGUGUCCGAUGUUGUCCGUUCUCUGCUUAAAGAGCUUAACCUUACGCACUUGGCAGAUACUAGACUUGGUCAAGGUCUGUCUGGUGGUGAACGUAGAAGGGUUUCUAUUGGUUUGAGCCUUCUUCACGAUCCGUGUUUUCUUCUUCUGGAUGAACCCACUUCGGGUUUGGAUAGCAAAUCGGCUUUUGACGUUGUUCAGAUUCUUAAGACGAUAGCUACGUCCAGACAGCGCACUGUGAUCUUGUCCAUUCACCAACCCAGCUUCAAGAUACUGUCUGUUAUUGAUCGGCUGUUACUUCUGUCCAAAGGAACUGUCAUGUACCAUGGAAGGAUUGAUUCUCUUGAAGGUUUCUUGCUCUCCAAGGGAUUUACAGUUCCUCCACAGCUGAAUUCACUCGAAUACGCCAUGGAAAUACUCAGUGACCUCCACGAGGCCAGCAAAAAUGGCGGUAUUUCUCUCCCUAGUUCGUCGCCAUCAGCAAAUGCGACGGACUGUUCGGCUGACCAGUUACCAGAAAAUGAGAACCAGAGAGCAAAACAGUGUACUGUUCGGCGUAGACCCUCGAGAAUCACAGAGAUAAACCUUCUUUCGAGAAGGUUCUGGAAGAUCAUAUACCGUACGAGGCAACUGCUUCUGACCAACACGUUAGAAGCACUUAUAGUUGGUCUUGUCUUAGGCACCAUAUACAUCAAUAUCGGAAGUGGGUUUCAAGGGAUCAACAAAAGGUUCGGUCUUUUCGCAUUCACGCUCACUUUUCUCCUCUCCUCGACCACGGAAACUCUCCCCAUCUUCAUCAACGAACGGCCCAUUCUUCUACGAGAAACCUCGAGCGGAGUUUACAGGCUCUCGUCUUAUCUUCUGGCGAAUACCCUCGUCUUCCUGCCCUACUUACUCGUCAUUUCCGUCAUCUACUCUCUGUCAGUCUAUUUUCUCGUCGGCCUCUGCUUUUCAUGGCAAGCUUUCGGAUACUUUGUGCUGGUCAUCUGGGUAAUCGUUCUAAUGGCGAAUUCCUUCGUGCUGUUCCUGAGCUCUCUGGCGCCAAAUUACAUAGCGGGGACCUCUCUAGUGACAGUUCUCCUGGCGGGUUUCUUCUUGUUCUCGGGGUAUUUCAUAUCGAAAGACAGCCUUCCCAAGUACUGGAUCUUCAUGUACUUCUUCUCCAUGUAUAGGUACGCCUUAGACGCGCUGCUGAUAAACGAGUACUCGUGUCUGGUAUCGAGAUGCCUGGUCUGGAUGGAGGGAGCUGAAGGGAAGAUCUGUCUGGUCACUGGAAGCACCGUGUUGGAGAAGAAAGGCCUUCACGAGAGACAGAGAUGGUUCAAUGUCUACGUCUUGCUCGGCUUCUUCCUCCUCUACCGUCUGCUGUGUUUUCUUGUUCUUCUCAGAAGAGUUUCGGGUUCCAAGAGAUAAAUGAUGAUAGCAUCCCACUUUCUUGUUUAAUUUUGUUUAACAACUAUGCAGAAAUAACAAAUUGUAAAAUAAUUAUUAUCAUUGAUAAUAAGAAAAACUAAAUCAACAACAUAGUUUUGUUU
Tarenaya hassleriana is the source of this 2147-nucleotide messenger RNA. Its product is annotated as ABC transporter G family member 8. Gene Ontology annotation, cellular component: membrane. Gene Ontology annotation, molecular function: ATP binding; ATP hydrolysis activity; ABC-type transporter activity. NCBI's taxonomy places the organism in Eukaryota, Viridiplantae, Streptophyta, Magnoliopsida, Brassicales, Cleomaceae. The record is from RefSeq and is a predicted model, not a curated record. Bases 151 to 2025 code for a protein of 624 amino acids. The transcript has a single exon.